Cladophialophora psammophila CBS 110553 is the source of this 924-nucleotide messenger RNA. RefSeq lists its product as uncharacterized. Gene Ontology annotation, molecular function: iron ion transmembrane transporter activity; manganese ion transmembrane transporter activity. Gene Ontology annotation, cellular component: fungal-type vacuole membrane. The coding region runs from base 1 to 924 and encodes 307 amino acids. The transcript has a single exon. NCBI's taxonomy places the organism in Eukaryota, Fungi, Ascomycota, Eurotiomycetes, Chaetothyriales, Herpotrichiellaceae. The record is from RefSeq and is a predicted model, not a curated record. Gene Ontology annotation, biological process: intracellular manganese ion homeostasis.
AUGUCAAUCGAAAGCUUCGAAGAUACCAAUGCAAUGGCUUCCAUGCUCAGAGCUCUGAUGAAGCGCUCGUAUACAACAGUACCCGCUGACACAGAGAAAGACGCCAUGUUGGGACAAGCAUCCUGCCACACCAAAGGAGACGAUGCGAUCGAAACCAGCAGUCAGACCUCCGCAGAGACUGUCUGUGAAGGACCUCAACCAACUUCAGAAAGAGAACGCAGCCCCGUCAAUGCAAGAAUAGUAUCUGAUGCCAUCAUCGGUCUUUCAGACGGCUUGACAGUGCCCUUCGCUCUCACCGCCGGUCUCUCUGCUCUAGGCGAUACAAAAGUUGUUGUUUUUGGUGGUCUCGCUGAGCUCAUCGCAGGAGCAAUCUCAAUGGGCUUGGGUGGCUACUUAGGUGCAAAAAGUGAAGAAGCAGCAUACAAUGCCACAUACCGCUCGACACGGUCACAAGUUCUGGAAUCAAGCGGCAAUCUGUCCUCGGAGAUCACAUCCAUAUUCGCACCCUACCAUCUCUCACCCUCCCUCCUCAAGGACUUUACUCAUCAACUCAUUACCUCCAACAGUCCAGAAGCAGUUGUGGACUUCCUCAUGCACUUCCAGCACAACACGCCUGAACCCGCGCCCAGUCGGGCGGUAGUCUGUGCCAUUACAAUCGCGUUGGGAUAUUUCAUUGGUGGCUUCGUACCACUACUCCCAUAUUUCUUCGCGAGUCACGUCACGGAAGGGCUGAUAUGGAGCAUUAGCGUGAUGGUUGUUGCACUCUUUGUUUUUGGAUACGUCAAGACUGGGUUUGUCGAGGGCUGGCGAGGUUGGGGAAGCAUGAAGUGCAAUCUUGCGGGUGCGGGGCAGAUGGUGAUAAUUGGAGGCGCAGCAGCAGGUUGUGCCAUGGGCGUUGUUAGGCUGUUCAAUUCUCUGCAAUAG